Molecule: messenger RNA, 2209 nt
Organism: Pollicipes pollicipes
Lineage: Eukaryota; Metazoa; Arthropoda; Thecostraca; Pollicipedomorpha; Pollicipedidae
Product: protein suppressor of forked
Exons: 13
Coding region: 1-1818 (605 amino acids)
Biological process (GO): mRNA 3'-end processing
Cellular component (GO): nucleus
Molecular function (GO): protein binding; mRNA binding
Source: RefSeq, a predicted model, not a curated record
AUGCCGGCCGUGCCGCUGGCGCAGGCUCGCUCACCGACCGCAGAGAAAAUGGCGCAGGCGUACGACUUCGCCCUGGACAAGAUCGGCCUGGACUACCACUCGUUCCCCGUGUGGAGCGAGUACGUGGCUUUCCUCAAGGCGGCAGAGGCUGUCGGCUCGUACGCCGAGAACCAGAAGAUCUCGGCUAUCAGGAAGGUGUACCAGCGCGGCGUCGUGACGCCCAUGAACAACGUGGAAAUUCUCUGGAAGGACUACAUGACGUUCGAGAACAGCAUCAACCCAAUCAUCGCCGAGAAGAUGAGCAUGGAGUACACGCGCGACCACAUCAACGCCAAGCGCGUGGCGCGCGAGAUGGAGAACGAGAUUCGGGGCUUGAACCGCAACUUUCCCAGCGUGCCGCCCACCGGUAGCCCCGAGGAGCAGAAGCAGAUCUCCGCCUGGAAGAAGUACAUCGCCUGGGAGAAGGGUAACCCGCUGCGCACGGAGGACAUGAGCCUGUGGACGCGGCGCGUGACGUACGCGUUCGAGCAGUGCCUGCUGUGCCUGGGCCAUCAUCCGGAUGUGUGGCACGAGUACGCCGUCUUCCUGCAGGAGGCUGCCCAGCUCAUGACGGACAAGGGGGAUGUGAACGGCGCCAAGCUGAUCUCGGACGACAUCGCGACCGUGUUCGAGCGCGCCACCCAGGGGCCAAUGCGGCGCUGCAUGCUCAUCUACUUCGCCUACGCCGACUUCGAGGAGACGCGCAUGAGCAACGAGAAGGUGCACAAGAUCUACAGCAGCCUGAUCGACGUGGAGGACAUCGACCCGACGUUGGGCUACAUCCAGUACAUGAAGUUCGCGCGCCGCGCCGAGGGCAUCCAGUCGGCGCGCAAGGUGUUCAAGAAGGCGCGCGAGGACAAGCGCUCGCGCCACCACAUGUACGUGUCGGCGGCGCUCACCGAGUAUUACUGCAGCAAAAACAAGGAGGUCGCCUUCAAGGUGUUUGAGCUGGGCCUGAAGAAGUUCGGGGACAGCACCCAGUACAUCCUGUGCUACAUCGACUACCUGUCCCAUCUGAAUGAGGACAACAACACGCGCGUGCUGUUCGAGCGCGUACUCAGCUCUGGCAUGCUGGAUGAGCUCAGCUCUGUGGAGGUGUGGAAUCGCUUCAUGGAGUUCGAGUGCAACAUCGGCGACCUCACAAGCAUCGUCAAGGUGGAGAAGCGGCGCACCGCCAUCUUACAUCAGCUGCGGGAGUACGAGGGCAAGGAGACAGCGCUGUUGGUGGACCGCUACCGCUUCCUGGACCUGUACCCCUGCAGUCGGCAGGAGCUUAGGGCCAUCGGCUACCAGCCUCGGUUCAGCACAACGAGCUCAGCGGCGGCGGUCGGCAGCGGUGCCGCUGACUGCGUCCCUGGCGACGACGAGAAGAAGCUGCCGCGACCAGACUUCGCUCAGAUGGUGCCGUACAAGCCGAAACAGUACUGGGUGCCCGGCGAACACCCCAUUCCUGGCGGUGGGUUCCCGCUGCCACCGGCCGCGUACGCGCUCUGUCAGAUGAUGCCGCCGCCGCGCUGCUUCCACGGCCCCUUCGUCGGCGUGGACGCCCUGCUGGCGAUCUUCGAGAAGCUGGAGCUGCCGGACAGCGCGCCCGAGCCGGGCGGCGCCAACGGCCAGAGCGCCUCCCAGUUCGAAAUGGCCAAGUCCAUACACUGGAUCGUCGACCGAGACAGCGAUAAGCGCGUCAGGAAGCGCGCCAACGACUCUGACGACGACGACAUGCAGGCGCCGCCCGCCAACGACAUCUACCGGCAACGCCAGCAGAAGCGCGUCAAGUGAGAGCCAUCCAACGGCCGCGGAAAAUGGCAGUGGUUGUACAAAGGUCCGGUAGAGGGCUCGUCGGGAGGCGCUGUGCUGGCAGGUCGGCGGCGAGCAGGGCGUGUCGUGGUCGCAUUGCAGGAGUGAUGCAGUUCGCCCGGUCGCCAUGUGUGAGAGCUCGCUACGUGCCGGAGCUCGUGCGCGCUUGAACGCCGCCGAGGCGGCACGGGCCUUGUUCAAAAGAGCGGGCUUUCGUCCCCCGCGCCGCCCCCACGCUGCGACAAGCGCCGUUGGACCGCCCGUGGAUGUCGGGCGCCGUUUUAUCGCGCAUUGCAUUCUGGUGGUCUUUGCACCGCGGCCGGCUGGCCGAACGCUGCCCAUUGUGUCGGUGUAGCUGCUGACUAGGAUGCAA